Messenger RNA from Camellia sinensis, 3970 nucleotides. RefSeq lists its product as uncharacterized. Gene Ontology annotation, biological process: protein phosphorylation. The record is from RefSeq and is a predicted model, not a curated record. NCBI's taxonomy places the organism in Eukaryota, Viridiplantae, Streptophyta, Magnoliopsida, Ericales, Theaceae. Gene Ontology annotation, molecular function: protein kinase activity; ATP binding; protein binding.
UCAGUCGCUCUGCCUAACUGAACUCUCAUUCUACUCUCCUCUUCUUCUUCUUCUUCUUCUUCUUCUACCUCCUCUCUCUCUCUCUCUCUCUAAAAGCAGAGUGUGCAGAGAGAGAACCAACCUCCAUAAAAAUGCGCUUCAUCCUUCUCCUCCUCCUCCUACUCCACCUGCAUGUUCACCCUUCCACCGCAGCACGAAUACCAGAAUACAAAGCUCUCCUCUCCCUGAAAGCCUCCAUCACCGACGACCCCCAAUCAGCUCUCUCGACAUGGAACAUCUCUACAAGCCACUGCACAUGGGUCGGAGUCACCUGCGAUUCCUACCGCCACGUGACCGCCCUCGACAUCUCCGGCCACAACAUCUCCGGCACUCUCUCCUCCGACGUGGGUCACCUCCGCUUCCUCCUCAACCUCACCCUCGCUGCCAACCAGAUCUCCGGCCCCAUCCCCCCUGAAAUCUCCCUCAUCUCCGGCCUCCGAUUCCUCAACCUCUCCAACAACGUCUUCAAUGAAACCUUCCCUUCCCAACUAGCUCUCCUCAAAAACCUCCAAGUACUCGACCUCUACAACAACAACAUGACUGGCGAUUUACCCAUUCUCGUCUCCGAAAUGACCAGCCUCCGCCACCUCCACCUCGGCGGCAAUUACUUCUCCGGUAGCAUUCCAGCGGAAUACGGCCGCUUUCCCUCCCUCCAGUACCUGGCUGUUUCCGGCAACGAGCUCGACGGAGCUAUUCCUCCUGAAAUCGGAAACUUAUCGACCCUUCAACAGCUCUAUAUUGGCUACUACAAUAACUUUUCCGGUGGUAUUCCUCCGGAGAUCGGAAACUUAUCCCAACUCGUCCGAUUCGACGGCGCUAGCUGUGGACUCUCCGGCGCGAUUCCGGCGGAGAUCAGCAAGCUUCAGAACUUGGACACUCUGUUUCUUCAAGUGAACGCGUUUGCGGGAGCAUUAACGACUGAGCUUGGUUACUUGAAGAGCUUGAAAUCUAUGGAUCUGUCAAACAACAUGUUUUCCGGCGAAAUACCGGCGUCAUUUGCCCAGCUCAAGAACUUGACCCUUCUCAAUCUGUUUCGAAACAAGCUCCAUGGUUCAAUACCCGAGUUCAUUGGUAAUUUGCCGGAGCUCGAGGUGUUGCAACUCUGGGAAAACAAUUUCACUGGGAGCAUUCCUCAUGGUUUGGGAACAAAUGGGAAGCUUCAACUCGUCGAUCUCUCGUCGAACAAAUUAACUGGGACUCUGCCUCCAAGUUUGUGUUCUGGUAAUCGUCUUCAAACCCUGAUCACUUUGGGUAACUUCUUGUUCGGUCCCAUUCCUGAUUCGCUUGGGCAGUGCGAGUCACUGAGUCGAAUUCGAAUGGGAGAGAACUAUCUAAAUGGGUCGAUUCCCAAGGGGCUAUUGAGCUUGCCUAGUCUCACCCAGGUUGAACUUCAAGACAAUCUUUUAUCCGGAAGCUUUCCCGAAACAGAUUCAAUCUCUGUCAGUCUCGGACAGCUCAGUCUGUCCAAUAACCAUCUCACCGGUUCGUUACCUCCCACUAUCGGCAACUUCUCCGGCGUCCAGAAGCUUCUCCUCGAUGGGAAUCAGUUUUCCGGCAACAUUCCCCCUGAAAUCGGAGAAUUGCAGCAGCUAUCGAAGAUUGAUUUCAGCCACAACAGUUUCUCGGGUCCAAUCGCUCCGGAAAUCAGCCAGUGCAAGCUCUUGACCUUCGUCGAUCUCAGCCGAAACGAGCUCUCUGGAAAAAUCCCAACUGAGAUCACAGGUAUGAGGAUACUAAAUUACUUGAAUUUGUCCCGAAAUCACUUAGUUGGAACCAUUCCAGCAUCGAUAGCUUCGAUGCAAAGCUUGACUUCGGUUGAUUUUUCAUAUAAUAAUCUAUCUGGGUUAGUUCCUGGUACUGGUCAAUUCAGUUACUUCAACUAUACUUCGUUCCUCGGCAACCCUGACCUCUGUGGCCCAUAUUUGGGUCCUUGCAAAGAUGGGAUUGCCAAUAGCACUCACCAAGGACGUGUUAAAGGGUCAUUCUCAGCUUCUUUGAAGCUCUUGCUUGUUAUUGGGUUGCUAGUUUGCUCGAUUGCUUUUGCUAUCGCUGCAAUUAUUAAGGCCCGAUCUUUAAAGAAAGCGAGCGAGGCUCGUGCGUGGAAGCUUACGGCUUUCCAACGCUUAGAUUUUACUUGUGACGAUGUCUUGGACUGCUUGAAGGAAGAUAACAUUAUAGGGAAAGGUGGUGCUGGGAUUGUUUACAAGGGUGUGAUGCCUAAUGGUGAUUCGGUUGCGGUGAAAAGAUUGCCCGCAAUGAGUCGUGGGUCGUCUCAUGACCACGGAUUCAAUGCAGAGAUACAGACCCUCGGGAGGAUUAGACACAGGCACAUUGUGAGGUUAUUGGGGUUCUGCUCAAAUCAUGAAACAAACCUUCUUGUUUACGAGUACAUGCCUAAUGGAAGCUUGGGUGAAGUGCUUCAUGGCAAGAAAGGGGGUCAUUUACAUUGGGACACAAGGUAUAAAGUUGCUGUGGAGGCUGCAAAGGGGCUUUGCUAUCUUCACCAUGAUUGUUCACCAUUGAUCCUCCACCGAGAUGUGAAGUCCAACAACAUCUUGCUUGACUCUAAUUUUGAAGCACAUGUUGCUGAUUUUGGGCUUGCCAAGUUCUUGCAAGAUUCGGGCACUUCCGAAUGCAUGUCUGCCAUUGCUGGUUCAUAUGGAUACAUAGCACCAGAGUAUGCCUACACUCUCAAGGUCGAUGAGAAGAGCGAUGUCUACAGCUUUGGCGUAGUUCUCUUAGAACUUGUAAGCGGCAGAAAACCAGUUGGAGAGUUUGGUGAUGGAGUAGACAUAGUACAAUGGGUUAGAAAGAUGACCGAUGGGAACAAGGAAGGAGUGCUAAAAAUCCUCGACAAAAGACUAGCCACAGUCCCCCUCCACGAGGCUAUGCACGUAUUCUACGUGGCAAUGCUGUGCGUUGAAGAACAAGCUGUGGAACGCCCAACCAUGAGAGAAGUUGUCCAAAUACUAACAGAGCUUCCAAAGCCACCCAACUCGAAACAGGGCGGAGACUCAAUGGCAGUCACAGAGUCCUCCCCUCCACCAGUCAUUUCUCUCGAGUCUCCCGAUGCAGCAACUAGAGACACAAAAGAACAUCAUCAGCCAUCGCCACCUGAUCUUCUUAGCAUUUGAAAAAUGUUCUAUUGGGAUAGGAAGUGUUUGCUUUAGUUUUCCAUGAUUUGGGUUAGCUAAGGUACUUGUAUUUCUUUUCUUUUCCUUUCUUUUAUUUUCUUGGGUAAUUAUGGGGGUGGGGGAAGGGUGUUGCUCUGUUUAGCUUUAAGGCCUUGUUAAUGUUUGAAGUGUUUUUUUUUUUUUUUUUUGGGUGUACAGUGGGAUUUUGGGGAGGGGGGGUUUUCUCUUUUAACAUAAAUUAUGGUUCAUGAUGUGCUCUUGUCUCUCUUCUGGUUCUCAUGUUGAUGGCACUGCUAGAGCUUUGGUGUGCACAUGAAUUGUGUUUUCAGUGUAUGAUUUCUCAUGAUAGAGAGGGGGGAGGAGGCAUGUACUAGUAGCAGUGUAAAUGAAUGAUAGGUCCAAGAGAGUGGGGUGGACCAUGAGGCUCAAUAGUCCAGUGUCUUUCAAGUACCGAGACAGUGUCAGUCAGUGGGGUUCACUAAUUGAGAUGAGGACUCACUUGAAAUGAAAACUCGCUCCCUUGGGAUAUGGGUGCGUGGGUAUUUGUUUUGGGGAGAUGGACUUGAAUUGAAUUCAACUUUGGGCACAGUAUUGAGUCAAUUUGAUGAAUGCAGACUUUCCCUUUUCAUGAAGCAAGUAUCUCUUUCCUCAUUUACUAUGAUCUUUAUGUAAGUCUUAAAUUUACAUUAGCUCUGCCAUAGCUGUGUUUGGUUUGGAGGUUGGCAUUGAAUAUAAGGAUGAUGUCAAAGCUAAAUCAUUAUGGUUACGUUAAUGGAAGUCAAAGUUUGUCUAUCUAA